AUGGCUCCGCGCGCGCUCACCCGGCUGGAGACACGCUGGAGUUCCCUGGCUUUGGGCAGGGAGGGGUCUCGGAGGGGCUGGGAGCGGCCUCGGGAAACCUUCCCCCGGGAGCAAGGCGAGUGGGAGGCGGGGCCACCGGGGAGGGGCCGCCUUCGCUGGCCAGCCGGGGCUCGAGCCGGGCGCCCCGAGCCGGGUCACCUCCUCCCCGGCGCACGGCCCUCCCCUUCCUCCGCCCCGCGCCCGCCCCCGGCGCCCGCGUCCCCUGUGCCCCUCCCGCCGGCCUCGGCUCGGCUUUCCCCUCGCUCAGGCUUCCAGCGAGCCGAAUAUAGCUCUGCCGAGCCACGUGGACCGCAACGGGCUGGGCUGAGGCCGGGCCAGGGUGACGCUGGAGGCCGCGGUGGCGACGCGGGGACGGAUCCUUGGCCGAAGAGGAGCUCGGCGGGGACAGCUCCGAGACUGUCCGCAGCGGGCCGCCGCACGCUGGCGAGGCCAGGGAAGAGCUCCUGGGCGGCCCGGGCCCCGUGGGGGCAGCCCGGGGGAGAAAGCAAUGGGCGCUCACCUAGAGAAUGUGCCAGUGCCCAAAGAGGGGCGGCGCCCCCAACUGGCGACCCUGCAAAGCCACUGACUUCCUCUAAAGUCGCGGAACUCCAGCUGGAGCUGUGCCCUCAUCCCUACCAAGACCCCCUACAAUCUGGAGCAUUUCUAAGAGAGAGCUGGACACAUGGAGCUGUGUGCCAGAGAGAUAAACAAAGUUCUCCAGACUUCCUCCUGCUGAGCCCCCUCCUCUCCUCAGCCCAAAAGAAGUGACUGAAUAUGCAGAUGCUUGCUCCAGGAGGCAGGUAGCCAGUUUCCUUUCCACCAGAAAGGGGAGAAAGAGCUGAAGAUGGCUGCAAGUGAUAAACAAGUGUGGAGGUCUGCAUUAUCUCUGUCAUGGUUUGUGUCUUGAUGUGCCCCCAAAGCCUCAUGCAGUCAUGGAGCGGGCCUCUAG
Chinchilla lanigera (long-tailed chinchilla) is the source of this 988-nucleotide messenger RNA. RefSeq names its product translation initiation factor IF-2-like. The record is from RefSeq and is a predicted model, not a curated record. Lineage: Eukaryota; Metazoa; Chordata; Mammalia; Rodentia; Chinchillidae. The coding region runs from base 1 to 807 and encodes 268 amino acids. The transcript has 4 exons.